UCUUUUAUUAAUUGUGUAGUUCGCUCGAUCCUAUCUCACAUAUAGAAUAGCCGGUUUCUUUUCUCUCCUCUGCUUUUAUCUAUCAUAAUUUCCUGUUCGCUUCUAGGGGAACUAGAAGCUGAAUCUCAGACACUACUCUUUUGUCUCCUCUGCGAACAGUUUUCUUAUGACUAUCUAGGAGAUAGAAACACUGCAGUUUGUUCCAUCAUGAUUGAUUCUGAAUGAAGCGGAGACCUAGUCGAGAUGUGAGUGGGAUAGUUCAUGCAAUGUGAAGCUUACGAUAAUUUAUCAUAUUGUGUGAGAAAUGCGUUACCUGCAGUUGUUAUGCCAUUUAAGAUGGAGCAAAAUGAGACUGGAUGCCAAGCUCCUCAAGCUCCAAUCCUUUGUGUCAAUAACUGUGGAUUCUUUGGAACGGCAGCAACUAUGAACAUGUGCUCCAAGUGUUAUAAAGACAUGGUUUUGAAGCAACAACAGGCCAAGCUUGCUGCUUCAUCGAUUGAGAGUAUUGUGAAUGAGAGCUCCAACUCUAAUGGAAAUGGUUCAAAUGUUGCCAUACUUAUGGAUGCGCAGACAGCUUCACCAGAUACAGUUGUUGCAUCAGCACAAGCGUCAACUGCAUCACCAGCAACUGAGAAAAGUGAGGAGGUUAAACAAGGUCCGAAGAGAUGCAGCACCUGCAAGAAGCGUGUUGGUUUGAUGGGUUUUAAUUGUCGAUGUGGCAAUCUUUUCUGUGCUGUUCACCGCUACUCCGACAAACAUGAAUGCCCUUUUGAUUAUCAUGCAGCUGGUCAGGAAUCUAUAGCCAAAGCCAACCCAGUUGUUAGGGCCCAAAAGCUCGACAAGAUAUAGCGCAUAUGUAGUUGCUCGUGAACCAAGAUGAGGUUGUCUUAUGAAGAAGGUUCAUAUGUUAUUUUAGGCGUCCUAGAUCAUAAGUGGUUGAAUGCAGUAAUAGGGCGUCUUUCCAACCUAGAAAUACUAGAGUCUCGUUUACCAGUAAAGAUACAAGCCUAUUCGCCCGUGACUAGUGCUUGCUUGUGCUUUGGUCUGAUGAUCUUUUUCCUUAUUUGCUUUGUAUUCGACUUUCUUCUGGAGUGGCUUUUACGUCUAUUAAUUAUCUAUUUAGUGGUCUCAUGUCA
Molecule: messenger RNA, 1136 nt
Organism: Olea europaea var. sylvestris
Lineage: Eukaryota; Viridiplantae; Streptophyta; Magnoliopsida; Lamiales; Oleaceae
Product: zinc finger A20 and AN1 domain-containing stress-associated protein 8-like
Exons: 4
Coding region: 262-849 (195 amino acids)
Molecular function (GO): DNA binding; zinc ion binding
Source: RefSeq, a predicted model, not a curated record